This is a messenger RNA of Penicillium subrubescens, 717 nucleotides long. RefSeq lists its product as uncharacterized. Bases 1 to 717 code for a protein of 238 amino acids. The record is from RefSeq and is a predicted model, not a curated record. The transcript has 5 exons. Lineage: Eukaryota; Fungi; Ascomycota; Eurotiomycetes; Eurotiales; Aspergillaceae.
AUGGCCGAACCAGUGUCAAGCACCAGAGCCACCCGGAGUGGAGGUUUGCAACAGAUUCAUGUCGGUCCAAAAGUCGGAACACUUCUACUGGCCGUAGGUGGAGUCGGAACAACGCCUCCAGAGCAUUGGACAAACUCAAAAGGCCAGCUGUGGUUGGGCACACUAGACGCAAAAAGUGCUCCUGACAUCGGUAUUCUUUCCUUUCCGAACAAACUUGCGGCAAAUGGUGUCCUUUCUGGAAGAGAUGUCGAAGAUGAGGGCGCUGCUCUUCUAGGCGAGUUGAGCCGCCUCGUCGAAGAUGAUACUGUCAUCAAUACUCCAAUAUUGCUGGUCGCCCACAGCUUAGGCGGAUUGAUUGUGAAAAGGGCCAUAUGUCUGGCAAAACAGAGUCCGAAAACCUAUCGCAAUGUGAUACGCAGGAUUGCUGGCUUUGUCUUCAUGGGAUGUCCGCAUUCAUUGUCUCACGAACUGAAAGACUGGGUUGGUGUCGAAUGGAUCCUACAGAAAUUCACGAAGGGGAGAAAUAAUUCCCUUGAUACGCAAUGUGUUCAAAGUCUGGCCGUGGAUUGCGAGACUUUCCGAGUCAUCCUCGCCGAAGACGAGAAGCAUGUCUUGACAGUGAGCGAAAAGAAGGGAAUGAGCAAGCAAGUUAUUGGGAAGAAAGUUCUAGGCGAUACUGAAGCAAAAAGUUUGUUACCCGAGAUUCAGCAACAAUAG